This is a messenger RNA of Drosophila serrata, 860 nucleotides long. RefSeq names its product microtubule-associated Nat9 (gene Mnat9). Gene Ontology annotation, molecular function: N-acetyltransferase activity. Lineage: Eukaryota; Metazoa; Arthropoda; Insecta; Diptera; Drosophilidae. The record is from RefSeq and is a predicted model, not a curated record.
GAAAUUAAAAUAAAGUAAAAAGGAAAUCUCCGAGUGUCUGCCGUGAUGCGUUUGAAUGAGAAAACCAAAAUACUAGGUCGUGGGGUCAUCCUGGUUCCCUACGAAGCCCGCCAUGUGCCCAAAUACCACGACUGGAUGAGCAACGAAACACUUCGCCAGUUGACCGCCUCCGAGGAACUCUCUUUGGACGAGGAGUACGAGAUGCAGAGGAGUUGGCGCGAGGACAGUGACAAACUCACAUUCAUUAUCCUAGACGCCACCAUCUACGCUCAGAAUCAGGAUGAAAUCGCCGCCAUGGUAGGUGACACAAAUCUCUUCCUGCAUCCAGAUCCGGAUGACAGCGAUCAACAAGUGGCCGAGGCUGAGAUCAUGAUUGCCGAGCCAGCUGCCAGGGGCAAGAGUUACGGUCGCGAGGCCAUGCUCCUCAUGCUCAAGUACGCCCAAUCCCAGGAUCAGCUCAAGCUCGCAAAGUUCCAAGUCAAAAUCGACAUGGAAAACAGCAUUUCCCUGCAUCUCUUUAAGACCUUUCAAUUUGUUGAAACGUGUCGAGUUGAGAUCUUCCACGAGAUCACCUUGGAGCGCACGAUAACACCGGAAUGGAUUAGCUGGCUGGACCAGCAGGUGGAACCACGCAUCGGUUGCUAUUAGCGGACAGGGGAUAGCCUUUGUAAUAUAUAUAAUGUUCUUUGUUAUUUCAUCUUCUUCAGAAUUAUUUAAGUUAAUAAAAUGUAAUAAUUGAUUGUGAACUUUCAAUUUGUAUAUACAUAGAUAUAAUUCAAUUAAGUUCAAAACACUACACUCAAUAACGACCCACACACUCUUUCGUUUAUGCUCAGUUUAUUACACUUAUAUUACAACUA